AUGGGUCUGGAGUCGGAGGGGGUGCCGGAACCCGACCCCUCUGGGGAACCACGGGAGGAAGAGACCAGCCUCCUCGAUUUCGAGGGGCCAGUCGAGACACCUCCUGGGGGUCAACUGAGGGGACAAUUCAGGACGGCCCAGUGGGAGGACCCUAACUUGAAAAGUCCAAGUGAUAGCAGUGAAUGGACAGCUACUUCCGGGGGGAAGGUUCUGAACACAGACCUGCGCCACUACCUUAGCCUGCAGUUCCAGAAGGGCUCGUUGGAUCACAAGCUGCAGCAGGUCAUCCGAGACAACCUCUACCUGCGCACCAUCCCCUGCACCACGCGGCUGCCCAGAGAAAGGGAGGUACCGGGUGUGGACUACAACUUCAUCAGCGUGGAAGACUUCCGUAUCCUGGAGGAGAGUGGCCUUCUGCUGGAGAGUGGAACCUACGAUGGUAACUACUAUGGGACCCCAAAGCCCCCAGCGGAGCCCACACUGGUGCAGCCUGACCUGGUGGAUCAGGUGCUGUUUGAUGAGGACUAUGACAACGAGGUCCAGCGUAAACGCACCACGUCCGUCAGCAAGAUGGACAGGAAGGACAGUGUGGUCCCUGAGGAAGAAGACGAUGAUGAGAGGCCACCUCUGGCCAACGGCCUCCCAGAGCAAAAAGAAGGGGCAUCGUGGAGGAAGGCGGUGCCCAGCUACACCCAGUCCAGCAGUGCCAUGGACUUCCGUAUGUGGAGCUCUCUGCCCGGCGAUGACAGCCUGGAACCCCUGCCUCUCAACUGGGAGAUGGCCUACACUGAGACGGGCAUGGUCUACUUCAUAGAUCACAACAGCAAGACCACCACCUGGCUGGACCCYCGCCUGGCCAAGAAGGCCAAGSCCCCAGAGAAGUGUGAGGAUGGAGAGCUUCCGUAUGGCUGGGAGGAGAUAGAGGACCCACAGUAUGGAACAUAUUAUGUAGAUCACAUCAACCAGAGAACCCAGUUUGAGAACCCAGUCCUGGAGGCUAAGAGGAAGCUGAGCCAGGAGACUACUGUCUCUAUCCAGCAGGGGGCACCACCUCCUCCAGGUGAGGGGGGUGCGUCAGGCUUCACCCCAGACCCGUCCCAGCUGCAGGGGGAGAUGUUCCACACUGCUCUGAGGAAAAGCUCCCAGGGCUUUGGCUUUACCAUCAUAGGGGGCGACCGCCAUGACGAGUUCCUGCAGGUGAAGAACGUCCUCAGCGACAGCCCUGCUGCCCAUGACAACAAGAUCUCCUCCGGCGAUGUGAUCGUGGAGAUCAACGGGAAAUGUGUGCUGGGGAAGACCCACCCUGAGGUGGUGCAGAUGUUCCAGUCCAUCCCAGUAAGUCAGUAUGUUGAUAUGGUGCUGUGCCGCGGCUACCCGCUGCCCCCAGACGUGGCGGAGGACACCGAGAACCCCCCACCUCCUCCGCCCCUACAGGGAGGCGAGGUGGUGACGGCCGUGCCCCUCAUCAAUGGCCAGCCSCUGCUGGUGAAGGGCGACGUGCUGCACGGCUCCUCCCAGGAGCUCCACUACGUCACCACCGACGCCAGCGGACGGCCSAUGGUGGCCGCGCUGCCCAACGGGAGGCUCUCUGAGCAGGGGGGAACAGGCCUGCUGCAGCCCGAGCUGGUGAGCGUGCCCCUGGUGAAGGGCCCGGGAGGGUUUGGCUUUGCCAUCGCAGACUGUCCCCUUGGCCAGAAGGUGAAGAUGAUCCUAGACGCCCAGUGGUGCCGCRGCCUGCUUAAAGGGGACGUGAUCAAGGAGAUCAACCGUCAGAAUGUUCAGACUCUGAGCCACGCCCAGGUGGUGGACAUCCUCAAAGACCUACAGGUGGGGAGCGAGGUCAACGUGCUGGUGCUCAGAGGAGGUCAGGCAUCUCCUGUGAAGAGCCUGAAACCUAGGCAGGAAAUGACAUCUAGCACAGAGACUCUGGACUGUGUCACAGACUCUGUCCCCCAGGCCCUCCCUUACCACUCCAACACUUCAACCUUGCGCAACAACUCCCCCAAACGAGACGCCACAGAGAUGUACCUCAAGUCCAAGGCCCUGCUGGAGAGCAAGCAGCCUCACACCAAAGACCUGGAUGUGUUCAUCAUGAGGGACCAGGAGACUGGCUUUGGCUUCCGUGUUCUGGGAGGAGAAGGUCCAGAGCAGCCAGUGUAUAUUGGUGCCAUCGUGCACCUUGGUGCAGCUGAGAAGGAUGGACGCCUGAGGGCUGGUGAUGAGCUCAUAGGCAUCGAUGGAAUCAUGGUCAAGGGCCGUUCCCACAAGCAGGUUCUGGACCUGAUGACCAACGCUGCCCGCAAUGGUCAGGUCAUGCUGACCGUGCGUCGGAAAGUCAUCUACAGAGAUAUGACUGAGGAGGAGGCAGGGCUCCACAUGGCUCCAGUGUUGGUGAACGGCUCCCCCAGASUCCCUCGUAUCCAGAUGCCCAGUGUGCUGGACCACGAGUCCUUCGACAUCACCCUCCACCGCAAGGACAGUGAGGGCUUCGGUUUCGUCAUCCUCACCUCCAAGAGCAAGCCCCCGCUAGGAGUGAUCCCUCAUAAGAUCGGGCGCAUCAUCGAAGGCAGCCCCACUGAGCGCUGUGGCCUGCUGAAUGUAGGCGACCGCAUCUCAGCGGUCAACGGGCGGUCCAUCGUGGGGCUGUCUCACAAUGACAUCGUUCAGCUCAUCAAGGAUGCUGGCAAUGCUGUCACCCUUACUGUGGUCCCCGAGGACGAAUACAAGGGCCCUCCCUCUGGAGCCAGCUCAGCCAAGCAGAGCCCCGCCCCUCAUCACAGAGCUAUGGGUCAGAGGUCAGCUAUGCAUGACGAGCGUUAUAACCUAGAUCUGGAGGAGGAGAAGAGGGASGGAGUCACCUGGGCUGACUACAAAACUCUGCCUCUGAGCGAACAGGGAACAAUGUGUGUUACAGGCCCCAAACAGCAUGUGAGUGUGUGUGUGUGCAUGCUUGCGUGUGUGUGUGUGUGUACAUAUGUGUGUGUGUACGCAUGCGCCACGCAGGGCUGUAUCACGGUGGAGCUGGACCGGGGGUCCCGGGGUUUUGGCUUCAGUCUGAGGGGAGGGACAGAGUACAACAUGGGCCUCUACAUCCUGAGACUGGCUGAGGAGGGGCCUGCCCUGCUGGACAGCAGGAUCCAUGUGGGGGAUCAGGUAGUGGAGAUCAAUGGAGAGCCGACCCAGGGGAUCACCCAUACCCGCGCCAUCGAGCUGAUCCAGGCUGGAGGCAGCAAAGUGCUGCUCCUGUUAAGGCCAGGGCAGGGUCUGGUACAAGACAACAGUAAAUUGGAUCCAACUGUCACUUCAUCCACAAGCUUUCCUAGAGAGGCGCUUGUCUCAGAGACAUCCCCUCUCGCUUCUCCAUUCUCCACCUGCACCUUCACCUCAGGUUCCUCCUCUUUCACCAGCGAGACCCCUGACUGGAACUCCCUGUCCCCCCGAACGCUCCAUCCCCAGUGCAGCAGGGGCACUGGCUCAGUGGAGUGGAAUGGAGAGUGGGCAGACAGGCAGGCUGACAGGCUCUCUCCCAUCACCCCUGAGCAGAUCAACCUCUAUAAGAUCAAACCAGGUCAUAUCAGGUCUAAAGACUCCAAGGAGCCCAGCAGCCCAAAGAAAACAGGUGAAACAUUCUCUAAAGCCAAAGAGCACUCACAGAGUCCCAAAAAGUCUGAGAGGAAGGCACAGGAAGCAGAGCCAAGCAAAGACAGGAAGUCCCACCGACAGAAAGGAAGUCGGUCACCCAGCCCCAAGAAGUCUUCUCGAAAAAGACAGGAAGCCUCGAGCCAGCUGCAUGUAAAGAAACAGCAGGUACAGCAGAGCACAUCAAAGGAGCUUUCCAGCAAGGAGCCCUUUGAUGAAAACAAAAACAGCAAAAGGGGAGAUUCAAAGGGCAGGAAAAGCACAGAGGAGAGAGAAGGGAUAACGGGAACGACCACGGCUGCCCAUGGCCAGGUCAGUAUUGAAAAGAAAGUGGGGACAGAGGCAGGACAUCACAGGCCAACCUCUAUGGAGACAGGGGCAUGGAGAGAUAUUCUGAAAGUUACUCUAGAGAAGAGUAAACCUCGAGAUGGAGAAAAGGAAAAACGCAAAGAGCAGACAAGCAAAAAAUACAUCGAGGCUUCCUUAAAAGAGGGAAAGACUAGAAAAUAUUAUGGGGCCUCUACAACAGAGGAAACAAGUAUAAAAGACACACAGGCCUCUCCAAAUGCCAUUCAGCAGGAUCCUCUGAACCAAAAGGGUCAGAUUAGCCCUGGCCCCUGGAAAGUCCCCAGCUCAGGCAGAAUCCUCUCCCAGGCUGAGGUGCUGCGUAAUCCCCCUUACUGAUACAGUAUGGACAACACUGUGUGGACACAUAAUCACACAGACUUGAGCUGUACCACAACAUGCUGUAUAUUGUUUGUCUGUUUCUUUCUGAGAGGGAUGGACAAGGAAUGGCAGGCAACCUUAUCGGCCAUGUGUCAUGUCCAUCUGUGUCCGUGAAGAGGACUUUUUUAAGCUCUAUUGGCCUUUGACAUUAGGAAUGGCAUGUAAAGCCAACGCUGUCAUCUCUCUUCCUGCCUCGUGUGCUGCUUCAGACAUCUCUGAUCUGGGCCAUACGCAUGUUUGGAAUGUUUAGGGCCUAUUCUUGGACAUCUUGUGGAAUGAAUACUAACCAUACUUCACCCAUUAUAAUGCAAUUAUUAUCCCAUAUGCAACCAAGCAGAAAGGUCUUUAACACACACAAAGUUAAGCUGUCAGUAAAGGUUUUAUUUUCAUGUUGGGUAUCUACAGCAAGCACCUUGGGAUUGGCCUUUUCACAUGGAACUCUUUUCCCAAGGGAUUUGCUCAACUGCAUGCAGUCUGUACGUUUAUUUUAUUGCACGCCUUUACCACUACACUGAGUAUGAUCCUUUCACCUGAUGUGAAAAUACUGAUGCCGAAGUUCUGACCUUAACACCAUGUAGAGAUUUCAGACUUUAUUCAGAAAGCAUUAGCUUUACGAAGGAUUCUAGACUGUUCUAAGACAAUAGACAUGAUUCGUGAAUACAAAAUAUAUCAUUACAAAAGACCAGAAACUUGUGGUUUGAGAUAUUGUUUACCAUGUGUAUGAUAACCUAUGUGUAAUUUAUUGAAAUUAUAGAUUAAUAUAGAUAUACAGUACCAGUCAACAGUUYGGACACACUUACUCA
Salvelinus sp. IW2-2015 is the source of this 5168-nucleotide messenger RNA. Lineage: Eukaryota; Metazoa; Chordata; Actinopteri; Salmoniformes; Salmonidae. The record is from RefSeq and is a predicted model, not a curated record.